This is a messenger RNA of Acanthochromis polyacanthus (spiny chromis), 6621 nucleotides long. RefSeq names its product SNF related kinase a (gene snrka). Gene Ontology annotation, molecular function: ATP binding; tau-protein kinase activity; protein serine/threonine kinase activity. Gene Ontology annotation, biological process: protein phosphorylation; microtubule cytoskeleton organization; intracellular signal transduction. The transcript has 8 exons. Gene Ontology annotation, cellular component: cytoplasm. Bases 389 to 2968 code for a protein of 859 amino acids. The record is from RefSeq and is a predicted model, not a curated record. NCBI's taxonomy places the organism in Eukaryota, Metazoa, Chordata, Actinopteri, Pomacentridae.
AUCACAGCCCCACCGCCUCGGCUGGGAGGAUACAACCAUUCCGAUUAGGGCAGCCGUUGCCAACGAUGCAAUGCCUUGUUUUACGGAUGAACCCUAGGCAUAGGCACCUUCUGAGUGCCGCGGUCAUCUCGAAGAGGCUGUACCACCCUCGUCCUCCCAUAUAUAAUUUGCGAUAGGCCCCUGUAAACAGCACCCGAACGCCCCAAGCUACCCGGCGAAUACUGGAAUCUGUGCUUUAUGUUUACCGAAGAGAAGCUGGAGAGGAAGCUGGAGCCAUGGGGUUUUCAUUCAGCCUUCGAUGAACUGAAGUAAGCUGGACUCACACAACUCGGCCAACCCGCUGCUGCCGACAGCAGGGGCUUCCCUCUCCCCUACACCCUCUCCAGCUAUGGCAGGCUUCAAGCGAGGCUAUGAUGGCAAGAUCGCUGGCUUGUAUGACUUGGACAAGACGCUGGGCCGUGGCCACUUUGCAGUGGUCAAGUUGGCACGCCAUGUCUUCACUGGCGAGAAGGUAGCGGUAAAAGUGAUCGACAAGACUAAGCUGGACACUGUGGCGACAGGCCACCUUUUCCAGGAAGUCCGAUGCAUGAAGCUGGUACAGCACCCCAAUAUUGUGCGCCUGUAUGAAGUGAUAGACACUCAGACAAAGCUUUACCUCAUCUUGGAGCUAGGUGAUGGAGGGGAUAUGUUUGACUACAUCAUGAAACAUGAGGAGGGUUUGAAUGAAGAACUGGCUAAGAAAUAUUUUGCCCAAAUUGUCCAUGCUAUAUCCUACUGCCAUCGGCUGCAUGUGGUGCACAGGGACCUCAAGCCAGAGAAUGUGGUGUUCUUCGAAAAACAAGGACUGGUCAAGCUCACUGAUUUUGGAUUCAGCAACAAGUUUCAGCCGGGGAAAAAGCUGACAACAAGUUGUGGAUCUCUGGCUUACUCUGCACCGGAAAUACUGCUGGGUGAUGAAUAUGAUGCUCCAGCCGUAGAUAUCUGGAGUCUUGGUGUGAUCCUGUUCAUGUUGGUAUGCGGCCAACCACCUUUCCAGGAAGCUAAUGACAGUGAGACCCUCACUAUGAUCAUGGACUGUAAAUACACUGUACCGGCCCACGUCUCCAGCGCCUGCAAAGAUCUGAUAGACCGGAUGCUUCAGAGAGACCCUAAGCGGCGAGCCUCCCUGGAGGAGAUUGAGAGCCACGCCUGGCUGCAGGGGGUCGACCCGUCCCCAGCCACCAAGUACAACACUCCCCUCGUCUCCCACAAGAACCUGUCAGAGGAGGAGCACAACAGCAUCAUCCAGCGCAUGGUGCUGGGAGACAUUGCUGACCGAGAGGCCAUAGUCGAAGCCCUGGAAACCAACAAAUACAACCACAUCACAGCCACAUACUACCUGCUAGCAGAAAGGAUCUUGAGGGAGAAGCAGGAGAAGGAGGUCCAGACCCGAUCCUCCAGCCCCAGCAACAUCAAGGCACACUUCAGGCAGUCUUGGCCCACCAGGAUGGACAUGCACCAGGACAUCGAGGACAGUUUGGCAGCUUCGUCCAUCUCCCACGCAGGAGGCCCUCAGUCGCCCGCUCGCAGCGCAGAAAACCUGCUCAACGGACAUCGCUCCAAAGGCAUGAUGGAGCUGGGCCGACGGGAAGAAACCACGGUGACCGACUCUCCAGGACCAACAGCACAGGGAGCCUGUGCUGCCGCCUCAGGUCCUGCUCCUGGCUCUGGUUCUGGGACCAUCAGGGCCACCACCCCUUCCACCUCAGCAGCAGCCAAGCAGCGGACCUGCCUGUUCAGGGUGGAGGAGGAUGAAGAGGAGGAGGAAGAGCAGGACCCGUCUCCUCUCCCGACGCAAGUGAUCCUGCGGCGCAAACCCCCCUCCAUCACCAACCGCCUCACCUCCAGGAAGAGCGCCCCGGUUCUAAACCAGAUCUUUGAAGAGGAGGGGGAGUCGGACGACGACUUUGACAUGGACGAGGGCCUGCCGCCAAAACUCAGCCGCCUCAAGAUGAACAUGGCUGGAAACGCAGGCAACCUGAGCGCCGGGGCCGGAUCCUCGUCGUCACCGGGGUCCACGCAGAAGCGCUACCACCGACGCAAGAGCCAGGGGAGGGGGUCGUCGUGUUCCAGCUCUGAGACCAGUGACGACGACUCGGAGAGCCACCGGAGGCGCCUGGACAAAGACUCGGGCUUCAGCUACGGCUGGAACAGGAGGGACAGCAGCGAGGGCCCGCCAGGCAGCGAGGGGGGAAACGGGGGAGGCAGCAGCUCAGGGCAGGGGAAGCCUCCCACAGAGGGAGGAGGCUCCUCUGGUCCAGACAGAGGGAGUCCUCCUGGAGCAGGAGGUAACGGAGGAGGAGAGGGUGGCGGUGGUGGAGGGGGGAGUGGGGGAGGAGGAGGGGGUAACAAAGGACAAGACAGCCCCUCCAGUUGUUGUAACAACAGUAGCACUACUAACCCGUCCCUCAGCUCUCUGUCCCGGUCCUCCCGCACAGCCAGCCGCAGCACGGAGCUGGUGGAAAGUCUGAAGCUGAUGAGUUUGUGUCUGAGCUCCCAGCUGCAGCAGCACCGCGGUGGGCGGGGCAGUCGGGGUGGGGGAGGAGGGGGAGGGGGGAAGUUCAUCAUAGACCCUCGCAGCCUCUCAGGAGGGAGCGUGAAAAUCCAGGAGAAAUCGGCCUGGAGGAUGUGCAUCGGCUCCACGGGGAGCCUGGACACCAUCACCCUCCCCACCACCACCUCCACCGGCAGCCUGACCCACACCCACUCUGGGCAGCACCACCACCGCAAGACUGCACCGCAUGGAGCCCCCGGCCUGCACAGGCCGAGCGGCAGGGACGCUCACAGCAACCUGAGCGCACUGAAAAACAGCGUGCUCCAACUACCUCUGUGUGAGAAGACCAUCUCCGUCAACAUCCAGCGGGGCGGGGGCUCCAGGGAUGGCCUGCUCUGUACCUCAGCUCCAGCCAGCUGCUGCCAGGUCAUCUGAAGCUCUCUAAGCCCUCAUGGACCUUCAGCCACCUCCACACAGCUCUCACACUUCUCCAUCUUGUCUCUCAGUCUUGUGCAUCCUGUUUUCUGAACCUCUUGUCCUGUGUUUGUGGUGGCCGGUAGCUGAGCUCCCAUCAGCAGCUCUCCUGUUCGCUCUGUGCUCUGCUACCUGGAUGUGUUUCUGCUGCCUGUUGCUGGUUGUUUUUAACAUCUGUUAGUGUUUUCACUUCAUCAUUUUAUCCUGGUUUUAUGUUUCCCAACUGCAUUUUUACGUUCUUAAUUAGAAUCCGCUGGUUUUCCAGCAUAAUCAAACAAGGAAGGUUUGAAUUAAAGGCAGGCAGAGUCCAGACAGAGUGUUAGGACCUCAGUGUGAAGCGUUCUGACAAGCACGUUAUAAUGUCAUUGUAGGAGGAAGUCAUGUUUUCAAAAUGAAGUCAUAUUUUGGAAAAAGCUGAUUCUACUUGAAGACAAAGUAGAAGUUUAAUGAUAAAUAUAUUAUGAUGAUGUUCUGCAGGGUUCUCCAAGAUAUACAGUACAGUGUAACACGAGGUUUACAGUCACAGCAUAGAUGAUACGGCCUACGACUGUUCACCAAGCAACUUUUUAAACAUCUAUGUGGCAGCUUUGUUGCUUAUUCACAGCUGCACACAACAACCAUCCAAACAAUGUGAUUAAUUAGUCACCAAACGCAGCCAGGAGCUGGUGAAGCAGCAAUGGAAGGAUGAACCAGUUUAUGGUCCACAUGCAGGAUAUCUGCAGGACUUUGAUACACCGUAUUCAGUCCCUGUAGAGGGUUAUAAAAAAUCUUGCAUUUCAGUCCCACAGGACUUAAAUCUUGCCUGAGUUAGGCAGUAGAAAAACUACAUUGCUUGGUGUGUGACUGCAGCCGUCACGUUCUCCAGCUCUGAACCAAAAGCAGGACUGUUGAGAUGCUGUUCACACCUUUUAAUGUCGCUUCAUUACAGCUGCUACAGCAACUGGAAAAUCAUCAACUCAGAAAUUAAAUGAACAUACACUACCGUUCACAGGUUUGGGGUCAUCCAGAGAAUUUAAUGUUUUCUAAACAAACUCACACUUUUAUUCAUGUGUUAACAUAACUGCACAAGGGUUUUCUAAUCACCAAUGAGCCUUUCAGCACCAUCAGCUAACACAAUGUAGCAUUAGGACACAGGAGUGAUGGCUGCUGGAAAUGUUCCUCUGUACCCCUAUGGAGAUAUUCCAUUAAAAAUCAGCUGUUUACAGAUAGAAUAGUCAUUUACCACAUUAACAAUGUCUACACUGGAUUUAUCACUCUUUUAAGGUUAUCUUCAUUGAAAUACUGCUUUUCUUUGACAAAUAAGGAUGUAAGUGUUCCCGAACGUACGUGUGUGUGUGUGUGUGUGUGUGUGUGUGUGUGUGUGUGUGUGUGUGUGUGUGUGUGUGUGUGUGUGUGUGUGUGUGUGUGUGUGUGUGUGUGUGUGUGUGUGUGUGUGUGUGUGUGUGUGUGUGUGUGUGUGUGUGUGUGUGUGUGUGUGUGUGUGUGUGUUCAGAUCGUGUAACUUUGAAGUAUUAGGCUGACAACAAUGCCACAUUCCUGCGCUUCAUACAGAACUGUGAGCCUUGUUGUCCUACUGAUUUGACCCUCAGACACAAACUAAAUGACGUUAUGAGGCAGAUUUGAUGAACACUGCAGAAGUGUACUAAAGAUUCCAUUUUUUAAGCUAAAGUCACGUGCAGACUGUUUUGAGUACCGUUACUGAUUCAUGCAGCCACUAUCAAUAAAGUUUUAGACUUUGACCAACUAGUUUCCGUCCUGCAGAUGUUCCAUUUAUAAAACCACAGCUCGUACUACGAUUUCUGCUGACAUUCUAACUGAAUUAAGUACAGCUUCUUUUUUACAGAAUGAGCUCAGUUUUGUAAUCACCUCUUCUAAGAUCUCAUUUCUUUCUUUCUGACCUUUUAACCUGUAGGGAAUUUACUCUUGACAUUACAGGGUUUUUUUGAGAAGUUUUUUUUAAAGCUUUAUUUAUAUUUUUCCUAAUAAUUCAAUCUAAUCUUAAAAUUUUAACUUUCUUUCCUUGUAAAAAUGAAAAGUGAAUUCUUCUGUUGUUGACUUUUUCUCUAAAUGACUUCAUUGUGAUCACAUGACGGCUGGUUUUUCCAGAGUGAGCGUCUGAACACUCCAGGUGGUUGAGAAGUCUUAGGCAGAGCUGACAGUGAUGGAGGAAUGAGAGCGUCUCCUCAUUAAUACCAACCAACGCUCCUGAAAAUGACGGCCCUCCCUCACCUCUAACCGGGGGUCGUCUGUGAAUGUUAGCAGCAGAGAGCACAGCUGGACUCCAUGAACACGAAUCCAUCCAGAGGAUCUGAUCUGAGACGAGAAUCUAUUUGGACUCCAUGUUGCACUCAGACAAUCUGUUUUCUGUUGUUUUUGAGAAUCAUUUGUGGGUGACUUGAGCUUGGUGCAGACUGCUGGUCACUACCCUUUAAACGUCAUUAGAGAGGCAGCUCUCUGUUAGAUUUUAAACAAGGAAGAGGAAAGCUGGCGGUUUAUCAUCGGAGCAUGUGAGUGCAGCGCUGUAUUGAUUCUGUAGCAACACGGUGCUCACCAUGUUUGGAAAAGUUACUGCUGACCACAGAUUUACAAAUGAGGUGUUAUUUUUUUAUCCACAUGACGUUGUGUUUGCUGAUAGAGAACAUGUUGUGAUCCAGAGGUUCCCCAAAGCUUACUGUACAUGAGGCGUUAGUAGAGUAUGUACAUACAGUGUGAUGCAAAGUCAAAGUUUAUUUUUUAAAACUUGUACAUUAUUUUGAGUGAUCUGCUGUUUGAAAAUGUUCAUUUUGUUUUUUUUUUUGUUUUUUUUAAACUGACAGGGGUCUGCAUGAAGUGUCAUUUAGUGAGGAAUGUGUGCUCCAGUAGGAACUCUUUCACACAGGAGAGAAACGUUUACUUCCAGCUUUAACAUGAGCUGGAAAAGAGAUGAACAAAUGAGAGAGGGAAAGGGGGAAAUGGGGAAAUUCUUUAAGGGCAUUGGCAAUAAGCUAUACCGUGUGUUGCAGCUAUCUGUACAGAAACACUUUUUUCAUUAGUUUCAUUUUUUAAAUUCCAGACUUGUGCAGCCUCACAGCAGCUGCUUUAGAUUUAAAAGAAAAAAAAAGGAACCUUUAAAUAUUUUUUUUCUCUUUGGUUGUUGUCUGAGAUUUUUUUUAAAAACCAAAUGUAAAUAGAUUUGUAAAUAUGGUGCUCUUUCUCUCCAUCUAGAACAGCAGAGUGAACCUUUUGGUGCAUAGCUGUACAAUAAUCUAGCCUUAUGAUAAUUACUGUAGUAAUACUGUAUGGGUGUCUCAGCUAAAAAAGCCGUGUGAGAAGAAACCACACGAUUCUAUUCAUACUGUCAGGUCUCUUUGACUGUUGUCUUACUCAGCUGUAUCCAGGUGAAUGACGUGCAUGUGUUUAAUGUUUGACAUUCAAAGACACCGAGCGAAGAGAGAAUCAGAAGCAGGAAUGUUACUGGACCAAAAAGCAACAGAAGAAGAAAGAGGAGGGAAAAAAGAUGGGCUGGAACUGACAGAAAUAUUCAGUGUAUUAUUCUGUAGUUGAUACCUGUUGUCAGACGUUACAUAUAGCUAUGGUAAUAUCCAAAAAAAUAAAAUGUGGAAUACUGUCUCAUA